Molecule: messenger RNA, 2691 nt
Organism: Erinaceus europaeus (western European hedgehog)
Lineage: Eukaryota; Metazoa; Chordata; Mammalia; Eulipotyphla; Erinaceidae
Gene: ILVBL
Product: ilvB acetolactate synthase like
Exons: 16
Coding region: 157-2052 (631 amino acids)
Biological process (GO): L-valine biosynthetic process
Cellular component (GO): acetolactate synthase complex
Molecular function (GO): acetolactate synthase activity; magnesium ion binding; flavin adenine dinucleotide binding
Source: RefSeq, a predicted model, not a curated record
CCUGCCGGGACGGACUACGGGACGCCACUCGUUCCAAGGGAGUGAACGGACGGACGCGCGCGGCCGCGUCACGUGAUACGGAGGGCGGGCGCCGAGUUCCCCGGGCUGUGCGCCAUUUCCCGUAUGUGAAGGUCCACGGGUCUCAGGUGCGGCGGCAUGGAGGACCCCGCCAUUCCCGCGUCCCCGGGGGCCGUCCUGGCCUGGCUGCUGGUCGUCUGCGGGGCCCUGCUGACCGGGCUGCUGGGGGCUGCGCACCGGCUGGGGCUGCUCUACCGGCUGCGGCACCAGGUGGACCGGGACAGCCCCCGGCACGGCGGGGAGAGUGUAGCGGCCGUGCUGCGAGCCCACGGUGUCCGCUUCCUGUUCACGCUGGUGGGCGGCCACGUGUCCCCGGUGCUGGUGGCCUGUGAGAAGCGUGGCCUCCGCGUGGUGGACGUGCGGCACGAGGCCACGGCCGUGUUCGCUGCCGACGCCGUGGCGCGUCUGAGCGGGACAGUGGGUGUGGCGGUGGUGACGGCGGGCCCGGGUCUCACCAACACGGUGACGGCCGUGAAGAACGCCCAGAUGGCCCAGUCCCCCGUGCUGCUCCUGGGCGGGGCGGCCAGCACCCUGCUGCAGGACCGGGGGGCCCUCCAGGCCAUCGACCACCUCUCCCUGUUCCGGCCGCUCUGCAAAUUCUGCGUCUCCGUGCGGAGGGUCCGGGACAUCGUGCCCACGCUCAGGGCCGCCAUGGCCGAUGCCCAGUCCGGCACCCCAGGCCCUGUGUUUGUGGAGCUGCCCAUCGACGUGCUGUACCCCUACUUCAUGGUCCGCAGGGAGAUGGUGCCCGCCAAGCCUCCCAAGGGCCUCAUGGGCCGUGCCCUCUCCUGGUACUUGGAGAACCACUUGGACGACCUGUUUGCGGGAGCCUGGGAGCCUCGGCCCGAGGGCCCCCUGCCUGUGGACAUCCCCAAGGCGUCCGCCCAGCAGGUGCAGUGCUGCGUGGAGGUCCUCAGCCGGGCCAAGAAGCCUCUCCUGGUGCUGGGGAGCCAGGCCCUGCUGCCCCCCACCCCGGCCGACAAGCUCCGGGCGGCCGUGGAGACCCUGGGAGUCCCCUGCUUCCUGGGGGGCAUGGCCCGGGGGCUGCUGGGCGCCAACCACCCGCUCCACAUCCGGCAGAACCGCAGCGCCGCCCUGAAGAAGGCCGACGUGGUCUUGCUGGCAGGGAUGGUGUGUGACUUCCGUCUGUCCUACGGCCGCGCCCUGAGCCGCAGCAGCAAGGUCCUCAUCGUCAACCGGGACCGGAGGGAGAUGCUGCUGAAUGCAGACAUGUUCUGGAAGCCCCACACGGCCGUGCAGGGAGACGUGGGCUUGUUCCUGCUGGAGCUGGUGUCGCGCCUGCGGGGCCUGGCCUGGGCCCCCGACUGGGCGGAGGAGCUGCGGGAGGCCGACCGGCAGAAGGAGCAGGCCUUCCGGGAGAAGGCAGCCCAGCCCGUGUCCCGGCACCUGAACCCCGUCCGGGUGCUUCAGCUGGUGGAGGAGACGCUGCCCGCCGACUCGGUGCUGGUGGUGGACGGAGGCGACUUUGUGGGCACGGCCGCCCACCUGCUGCGGCCGCGGGGCCCCCUGCGCUGGCUGGACCCUGGGGCCUUCGGGACGCUGGGCGUCGGCGCGGGAUUCGCACUGGGGGCCAAGCUGUGCCGCCCCGAGGCCGAGGUCUGGUGCCUCUUUGGGGACGGAGCCUUUGGCUACAGCCUCAUCGAGUUUGAUACCUUUGUCCGACACAAGGUCCCCGUGCUGGCCGUGAUCGGGAACGACGCCGGCUGGACCCAGAUCUCCCGAGAGCAGGUGCCCAGCCUGGGCAGCAACGUGGCGUGUGGCCUGGCCUUUAGCGAUUAUCACAAGGCGGCCGAGGGCCUGGGUGCCCGGGGUCUCUUGCUGUCCCGGGAGCGAGAGGACCGGGUGGCCGAGGUGCUGCGGGAAGCCCAGCGUCUGGCUCAGGACGGCCGCCCCGUGGUGGUGAACGUCCUUAUCGGGAGGACGGACUUCCGGGACGGCUCCAUCUCCGUCUAGGGUGGCCGGGCGCCCCCCUCCCCCAGCAGUGACACCGCCACCCACUCCCGGGGGGCCGCACCCCUCCUCCCGCCUCCAGCAAAUAAACCGCCGCUGGCGGCCGGGACUCGUGGGUCCAAGUUUAUUUUCCACAAAGGCCAAGCGAGGGACGAGGCCUGGGUGCAGGACAGACGGCGGGGGCUCUCCUCUCCUCUCCCACCGGGUGCGGGCCACAGACCCCCGCCCACCCCUGCUCAGUCUCCCGCCACUGGCCUGACAGACGCAGGUGCACGGAGGUAAUAAAUAGGGUCCGUACCAGAGUGCCGAGCCCCACUGGGGGGGAGUUGCUAAGUGCUCCGUGUUUUCCUCGGGUGGGAGUGGGCAGGGGGGCUGCCUGGCCAGAGUCACCGAGUCCGGGGUUGCCCCGAGGCCGGGAGGGCGGAGGUGCGGUGCUCAAAGCUGAUACUGAAGGGUGGGCUAGUUCCGCGGGCUGGAGCCCCGGCCACCCCCACUUUGGGGGGGGGUUCCCACUGGCACUGUGCUGUCUAUGUCUGUCUGUCCGAGCAUGUCAGCUCGGAGUCAGUGACAUCCUGCGUGUGCGAGGCCCUCAAUUCCAGGAGGGAAGGAAAAAAAUAAAAUAAAAUAAAAGGCUAAUACUGA